Messenger RNA from Sus scrofa (pig), 3039 nucleotides. RefSeq names its product olfactory receptor 13F1-like. Gene Ontology annotation, cellular component: membrane. The record is from RefSeq and is a predicted model, not a curated record. Gene Ontology annotation, molecular function: olfactory receptor activity; G protein-coupled receptor activity. Lineage: Eukaryota; Metazoa; Chordata; Mammalia; Artiodactyla; Suidae. Gene Ontology annotation, biological process: G protein-coupled receptor signaling pathway.
UAAAAAUAUAAUGGGUAAAAAAAUCAUGUGUAAAAAACAUUAUAUGAAAAUAAGGAGAUUCGGUAUAAAACGUUUUGUGGUUACUCUUAGCAAGCACCACCUGUUAUUGUUUUAAGCUAAUCUUUAACAACUAGAAAGGUCACAAGCACAAGAAUUUGACAUUUACAAAAAUUCGUCUUUUAGAUUAAAGCUUGGGGUACUAACUUCAAAGUGUUAUGGUCAGGGGACAGUAUGAGAAAAUAUUUUUUAUAUCAAAGCAACUAAAUUUCCUAAAACUUAAAAGCUUUUUACAAAAUUCAUUAAAAGCAAGAUUAUUAUUGUUUUUCCAUUUAUGUCUAACCUAUUCUUAACCUAUUGUACAUAGGACAAUUACCUAACUCUAAAACCUAUUCUUACUUGUAACAAACUAAUGAAUACUUUGUUUUUAAUUACAUUGGAUCUGAAUAGGGGGAAUUCAACCAAAGUGAAGCUCUUAUUAUUUUAUUACUGUUCCAAUUUUUUGUUGUUCCAAUUUUAUUGAGUCACAAAACAACAUAGGAAAAUUACAAAGAAUAACAAGCAAAUAACAGGAAAGAAUGAAUAAUAAGUAAAUAACAAGAAAGACUGAUUUUUCCAAGAAGCGAUUUUUAUUCUUGCACUGUUGUGCAAAGCCUUCAUUUUGUUAUUGUAGCCAUUGUUGUCGGGUUAGCAGGUGAGCCUCAUUAUUUUUAGAACUUGCCCUCGGAACUGUGCCGCUGGCUAAGCCCUUUUCCCUAUUUCGAAACCUGCCCUCGGAACUGUGCCGGCGGGUAGGCUUUUUUUCCUCGGUUAGGAACCCUGCCUUCGGAACUGUGUGGUCAGGCUAGUUCCCUUCCUCGGCCUCCUGCAUCUCCUCGGCUCUCCGCAAAGAAUGAAGCUGGACCUAAGACUUAAGGUACAGAUAGCCGGAUAAAAUAUUCAAGAAAGACAAGAUUGGAGCUGGAAAGGAAAGGUCCUACAAGGAGAUAAACUGUAGAUCAAAGACAUAAAAAUACAAAUUGGCAUGGCAAGUACGAGGAACCAGCAGCUGGUUGUUUCAUAUCAGAGAGUGGAGAUGGAGUGUUGGAAGAUGAUGAGGUUAGAGAAGUAAGCAAUGAUGAGAAUGUGAGGUUUGUGUGAUUUGUGAUUGAUUUCAUUUGAAAUCUGUCUUGUAGGACAGUGGUUUUUAAAGUUGCCUCCAUAUGUGAUCACUUGUGAGAUAUAGUGUAAAUAUAUUGUGAAACAUUUUAUUUGCAUACUAAAUUACUUAAGUUUGAAACUAUAAUCAUCUUUGUAAAAAAGUAUGGGUUCAAGAUAAUUCCAUAUUCAGAAAUGCCCUUUUGAAGACAGUGUAAUAGCAAACGGACUCAUCUAUUUUCUAUGUAUACUCCUUAGUAUAUGGCAUUUCCAUCUGUUUCAUUACAUAAUUUGCAUCUUUAUGAUGUGCAUCAAAUUCUUUUCUUGUAACUUUUAGAAAAAAAUUUUCUUUGCCCAGAAACUUCCUCUUGUCCUUAACUUGAUUGGAUCCAAUGCAUUUUUAAAAUUGAACUAAGUCUCAAAAUUGAACUAAGUCUCAAAAUUGAACUAAGUCUCAAAAUGUAUCACUGAGAAGCACCCCUGACAUGGGUUAUGGUCUUUGCUCUGUGUUUGCCUAGUACCUUUGGGACAGACUAUCAUGUUGUAGUUUUUAUUUGCUUGAAUGAGUUCUAUAUUUUAUUGUGAGUUGCCAUAGAGAAGAACUUGUCUACCUUGACUGUGGAUCAUCAGUGACUCAUAGUAUAUUCAAUAAAUGUUGAAUGAAUGAUUAAUUAAUAACGUAUUGGCAGGAUAAUAAACCUCUUAAAGUACCCCUAUCAGAAACCCCUUGAAAAUUGGAAGAGUUUAAAUUUUAAACAAUGUAUACUUUUAUUCACUACUACAGAGGAACCAGAAGGAAUAAAAUGGUCAAGACAAACUUGACAGUCAUUUCUGAUUUUAUUUUUCUUGGAUUUUCUCACUACCCCAACGCUGAGGUUAUCAUAUUUGUGCUAUGCCUGCUGAUGUACCUGACCACCGUGCUGGGUAAUAUUAUCCUGAUCUCCGUUAGUGUCCUGGAUUCGCGCCUACACACACCCAUGUACUUCUUCCUCAGCAACCUCUCCUUUCUGGACAUCUGGUACACUUCUUCUGCCCUCACUCCAAUGCUGGCAAACUUCGUUGCAGGGAAAAACACCAUCUCAUUCUCAGGAUGUGCCGCUCAGAUGUACUUCUCUCUUGCCAUGGGCUCCACGGAGUGUGUGCUCCUGUCCCUGAUGGCGUAUGACCGCUAUGUGGCCAUCUGCAACCCCCUGAGAUACCCCAUCAUCAUGAACAAGAGGGUCUGUGUGCAGAUUGCAGCUGGCUCCUGGGUGACAGGCUGCUUCACUGCCCUGGUGGAAACGGUGUCUGUAUUGCAGCUGUCUCUCUGUGGAAAUAGCAUCAUCAAUCAUUUCACUUGUGAGAUUCUGGCUGUCCUGAAACUGGUUUGUGGGGACACGUCCAAGGUGGAGUUCAUCAUGCUGGUGAUCAGUGUACUUCUUCUUCCUAUGCCGAUGCUCCUUGUUUGUAUCUCAUAUGGGUUCAUCGUCUCCAGCAUCGUAAGAAUCAGCUCAGUGGAUGGUCGAAGCAAAGCCUUUUCAACAUGUGCAGCCCACUUGACUGUGGUGGUUUUGUUCUAUGGGACAGCUCUCUCCAUGUACCUGAAGCCCUCUGCUGUAGAUUCUCAGGAAAUAGACAAAUUUAUGGCUUUGGUAUAUGGUGGGUUAACCCCCAUGUUGAAUCCUAUCAUUUAUAGUUUACGGAACAAAGAGGUAAAAGUGGCUGUGAAUAAAUUGCUGGCCAGAAACUCUCUUUGUGCUCUUUUUAUCUCUAUUAGCAAUUAAUAUCUCUAAACAUUAAGAGAUGUUUUGUGGUCAGUAUACAUCUGAAGAUUGGGAUAAUGGGAGUAGCCAAUCAUUUUAAAUGUGAUGUGUGAAUCUCUAAGUCUCUUCCUUGGCCAGUCACUGAAAGUCUAAGAUAAUAUUG